Messenger RNA from Cucumis melo (muskmelon), 1166 nucleotides. RefSeq lists its product as uncharacterized. The transcript is spliced from 2 exons. Bases 428 to 901 code for a protein of 157 amino acids. The record is from RefSeq and is a predicted model, not a curated record. NCBI's taxonomy places the organism in Eukaryota, Viridiplantae, Streptophyta, Magnoliopsida, Cucurbitales, Cucurbitaceae.
AACAUUUGAACGUCGAGCUCUUUUGGCUCUCAACAUUUAUAAUGGAAUUUUCGUCUUUUCACUUUUUCUCCAUAGUCACUUUCUCUCACUCUCUUUUUAUUUCUUUAGAAUUGACUGACUUUUCUUUUUAAAAGAAAAAAUAAUAAUAAUCUUGUUGACUACAAACUGAAGUUUAUACCCCAAACUAUUCUUUUUUAUUUAAUUAGAUCCUUUUCUUUUGGAAAUUAUUAAUUUUUUUUUUUAUAUAAAAAAGACAUUAAUAUUAUUAUAGUGAUAUAGGUUUUCCAUUUGUAUAAAAAUGACCACAAAAGAAACACGGUUUUGCGUAUAAACUCCCAUUUGGCUCUGUAGCCUCAUACUUCUCCAUCUUCAUCUUCAUCUUCAUCACAAUAUUUCACAUGUUUUAUGUUUUAUUUUGUCCAUUUAAAUGACAGGAUCCAAAUCCCAAUCAGAGUGCUGCACGUGUGGAGAUUUUGGUUUAUCUUUUGAGCUUUUUCACUGCAAAAUCUGCCAAUUCAGAUCCCAACACAGGUACUGUAGCAAUUUGUAUCCCAAAGCCGAUUGUUACCGAAUAUGCAAUUGGUGUCUAACUCAAAACCAAGAAUCAAACCCCAAAUCCCCAAAUUCUUCUUCCUCGCCCAUCAUCAACAACAACGAUCAAUUUCCCAAUUUUCGAUCUCGACUCAACAAACCCAUCAAAAAACAGAGUUCCUCCUCUCUUGUAAUUUUGCCUCCUCCUCCUCCUCCUCCCCCUCCGCCUCGCCGGAGACUCAUUUCCGUCGACGACAAACUCCGUCGGACUAGAUCGGAGGAGAUUUCCCACCGGACUGGGAUCAAGCGGCCCGUCAUCUUUAGGAAUAAAGUCAGAAGGUACAAACUUCUGGACGAGGUUUCCAGCUGAAUUAAUUUUCAAAUCAUAUCUGUGUUCUUUUUUUCCUUCUUCCUCUUCUUUUUAGGAUUACUAAAUAUUAAUGAAAUAUAAAUUUAAAAAAAAAAAAAAGUGGAAUCCACUAAAUAAGUUGUUGGAUUAUUGGUUGUGUAUAAAAUAGAUCUGUAAAUUAUGUGUAUAAAAUAGUUAUAUAAUUAAUAACAACUAAAGAUUAAUUAAAAAAAUUAAUACUGUUUGUGUGUGUGUGUGUGUUUUAAUAUAUAAUUGGAUUUGUGAA